Molecule: messenger RNA, 507 nt
Organism: Rotaria sp. Silwood2
Lineage: Eukaryota; Metazoa; Rotifera; Eurotatoria; Philodinida; Philodinidae
Source: the annotation of a GenBank genome assembly
AUGGAUGUCGAAUAUACAGUUACUGAAAUUGUUCAUCGUAAUCGCUACGGAGAAGCUCUAACAGCUGAGUUUCAAUUUGAUGAAUGUGCUACAAUGACUUCGACACCAACAUUAUCUGGUCUAACUCGACAUAAAAGAGAAAAGCGUUAUCGAUCAUAUGACUGGAGCAUAACACGAGAUCAAUAUCAAUCACUUACUAGUAAGUUGCGAAGACCAAUAGGAUUCGAUGCGUUCGUCGAUGCUAUACGUCCAAUCAUUAUGGGUUACUAUAAAGAUAAUGAACUCAAGCGUGCAUUUACGAUUCUGGAUCAGGAUGGAUCGACAAUACUUAAUAUUAAGGAAUUCAGCGCAAUCUUGUCGAUUCUUAAUGAAUCGAUUGAUGUCAACAUUCUGCAUGAAUAUAUAAGAAAGGCUGGCCAGAAUUUUGAUGGGGAAUUAAACUAUGAAGAAUUUCAAGCCUUUGUAUUACGAGGAAUUGGUCGAGACAUCAUUUGUAAUCAUAUAUGA